Rotaria socialis is the source of this 363-nucleotide messenger RNA. Lineage: Eukaryota; Metazoa; Rotifera; Eurotatoria; Philodinida; Philodinidae. The record is from the annotation of a GenBank genome assembly.
AUGCUUCUAAAAACCUCGAAAGAUCAUUGUCGGCAAUUUCGUGCCAUGUCACAAACAGCAAUUGGUUGCAAAUAUUAUGAGUUGAAAAGAGAUAUAGAACAGGCAAAACCAAGUAUAGUAACAUUACAUGCAACAAUAAACAGUGAAAAACAAAAUUCAAUGCCAAUAAAUACAUUAUUUUCCAUGAAAAAGUUUGCAUUAGUAAAAUCUACGAUUAUCAAUGAGAACAUACAAGCAGCUGAUGUUGAUAAUCAGAUUAAGCUCCCCCUCUCCCGCCAUCAGAAUCGACUUGCCACUUUGGAGUAUAAGUUUGGACUGAAACUUUCAGAAGUUAAUGGUCCUAGUGAGAAACGCUUGCGGUAA